AUGACCGACCAUCACCAUAUGGCGACGCCGUCGCCCCAACCCGACAUGACUAGGAAUCGACUGCCGACGUUGUUUGAGGUGCUCAGUCGACGAACAUUGCCGCCGGUUGAUUUGUUCUCAUUCUAUAUAUAUAUGCGAGAUCAGCAGAGAUCAGUCGACUAUCUCGAUUUCUGGCUCGAUGUUGCUCAACACAUGUCGCUGUGUCGACAUUAUGUGCGUGAGCUCCGACGAUCUGUUCUUGUUGCAACGCCGGACAUAGAAAAGACGAAUUCAAAGCGGUCUUCGCAAAUUUUGGAGAGUAUUGGCGAUUUAGAACCGCGCCCAGCAGGCCCAUCAAUGUAUGCGACUGAGAAGGAAAGGGAUCAAGAUGCUCAGAUGUCGGCUUUCUUGCGGGAGGAACCGGCCCACGAUUCACCACACAGCGGAUCGGGUAUGGCACGGCCCAGUCCUCAAUUCAGCACGCCUCGCGAUGUGACCGAUUCGAACUCCCCAUCUCACACCGUCGCCCGACAAGAUAUCAGAGCUUCCGCCGAGAAGAUUCUGUAUACUUUUUUGCUACCAGGUGCCGAGCGAGAAAUCACGCUUCCCGGAUCCAUUACUCAGGAUGUGACAACUGCUAUUGAGGAAUACGGCCGCGACGACCCAGAAGUGUUUGAUGUUGCCAAAGACUAUGUCUUCCAGGCCAUGGAACGAGAUGCCUUUCCUGGAUUCUUGCGGAUGAAGGCCCUGGGUAACUUGAUUCCCCCAACGCUCGUGAUGCGUCUCAUUAUUGGACUGGUUUCCAUGUUUGGAGCAUUUUGGGCUGCAUUUGUUCUCAUUUUCCUCGACAAGUCUCGCCAGACAAGAUGCUGGCUCAUACUCCCAUUUACCGUUGGUGUCUAUUUCUUGUCGUCGUAUCAAUACUCAUUGGACCCCAUUAUGGCUCUCAUCGGCUUCAGCGAGUACACGCCCUUUAACUUCUCACGGAUUCGAGAACCUUACGUCCGCCAACUUCUCGCCAAGCGAGCCAUGAUGGUAUUGGCUAUUACUAUCCUCAUCGAUGCUGCUCUCUGUGUCCUAUUUAUUCUUGUACCGGGCAAGAGAUUGUAA
This is a messenger RNA of Pochonia chlamydosporia 170, 1089 nucleotides long. RefSeq names its product regulator of G-protein signaling domain-containing protein. The transcript has 2 exons. Gene Ontology annotation, cellular component: plasma membrane. Gene Ontology annotation, biological process: intracellular protein localization. The record is from RefSeq and is a predicted model, not a curated record. Bases 1 to 1089 code for a protein of 362 amino acids. NCBI's taxonomy places the organism in Eukaryota, Fungi, Ascomycota, Sordariomycetes, Hypocreales, Clavicipitaceae.